UCUCGCCCAACAGAUAUUUAAUAAAAUUUACUACAUUCGACAAGCAACAACUAGAAACAACUAGAAAAUAACAGGAAAACAUAUUUUACCAGCUGAAAACCAUAAUUCAAAAAUGGAAAUCAUCCACGUUGACGAAACUGACUUACAAGAGUCCCGUAACUCGAAAAAUCCAAAGGUAAGAAGUUGCAUUGAGAAGCUUAUGAAUGAAGCCACAAGGAUAGAAAUUGAAAGGCUUAAAGGGGAUCCCAAUGUAACUGCUAAAAUUCCUGCCCAUGUUCUGGACUACUUUGUAUCAAUCAUAGGUACUGGACCUACUGGACCCAGUGUACUAAGUGAGCACACAGGAGUCAACAGUUCACAAAAUGUUCAGUUAAUUAACGCUAAUUUUCAACAGCGUGAAUCAACUGACAAAAUUGAUGUGGUAGUUGGCAAUAAUUACAAAUCUCUGGAGGCCAAAAUAGGUUACGGAAUUAUUAAGUUAUUUGAUGGACAUGAACGGAUUUGUAAUGAAAUUGACCCUGAUAAUUACUUAACACAUGUUUUACUUUAUAAAAAUGUUGAAAACCGUUUCAUAGCAAUGUUAAGAAGAGAUAGCUCACUAAAAGUUCUAAAAAAAGCAAAUGAGAAAUCUAACUUUGAAGAAGUUCCAAACGAUUACAUUAAUUUUAAUCAUUUACAAGUGGUUAAGAAGAACGGUGAAGUAGCAGGAUACAGGGAAUUCAUUAAACAGUUCGAAGGAUGCUGUCUCAACGUAUGGUUUCCAUUUUUGACAGAUAAAGUAAUUUACAAAGGGAACAACAUUUUUGAUGAAAACGAGACAAGUGUAAUACUUGAAUCUCUGUCACUUAAUUUAUUAACAGAGGAGCUUAAAUACCAUUCACGUUUGCUCUCUUUGUAUAGCCUAUCAGUUGAGUUGGGUUUGAAAAAUCAAACAUCUGAUGCACAAAGUGUACUCACGCCCAUUUCUCAUGUAGAAAUUGGAGAAAGUGAAACAUCUGAUGCACAAAGUGUACUCACGCCCAUUUCUCAUGUAGAAAUUGGAGAAAGUGAAACAUCUGAUGUACAAAGUUUAAUUCCGAGUAUUUCUGAUGAACAAAAUUAUGUUUUGAAUAAAACUGACGAUUUGUCAUCACAUUUGAGCAAAACAUAUAUAGAAGCAAAACAAAAUCCCAAGGGACAAGAUCAUAAGAUGCAGAAAAAAGAAAUUUUAGAUUUUUGUGAGGGACUUUUGGUCAAUAUGGAUUCAAGUAUACCUGAUCGACCCUGUGAACUAGUAAAAACGGUUCUUGAAAGUAAAGCCAAACAGGAACAUACUCCAAAUGAUUCAGGGAUUAGAUUUAUGGCACUGGAUAUUAAAAAACCAGCAUCCAAUGAAUGUAGUUGUAAAUCAUACCCAAAUUCCAGGUUCUACGAGGCACCGGAAAAUACAUUAUUUAAUCAAAUUUUGGAGAACCCUAGGGUAAUCUGGGAACACGAGGUAGGUGAAGAAUGUAUUAAAGAAGUUUAUCAUUAUUUUGAUGAAAAUGAAGAGUGGUUGGUAACUGUUGAUAACGAUAACAUAACUAAACUUUACCACAAGUCAUCAAAUUCUGAUUAUUGGAUCGAUAAAUCUGGCUACAUGUUGGACACCAGAGAUUUGAAGGUCAUUAGAAGGAACUCAGAACCACUAUCACCAAUGGAUCUGAAGCUUUAUUUCAGAGAUUCGUUCUGUAUUCUACCUCUUGGUGACGUUGUUAGUGUUAGUUACAGAGGUGAGGUUUAUGUCCUUAAAGAAUAUGGAGAACACCUUUCAGUCUGGCUCUUUUACAAUUUUCAGUCAAAUAAGGCUGUUUUUAUGGUAAAGAAAGAGGAAAUAGUGCUCCAAAGGUUUUGUUGAGGAGUUUUUUCUGAAACUUCAAAGUCUCAUCAAAACUUAUGUACUGUUUUACUGGUCUCACACUGGCCUGAACAACAAUUUUCCAAUUUGUCUAUGUUUUACACUUUAAUAUCAUUGAUUACUUUUA
Theileria parva strain Muguga is the source of this 2003-nucleotide messenger RNA. RefSeq lists its product as uncharacterized. Lineage: Eukaryota; Apicomplexa; Aconoidasida; Piroplasmida; Theileriidae. The transcript has a single exon. The coding region runs from base 113 to 1876 and encodes 587 amino acids. The record is from RefSeq and is a predicted model, not a curated record.